This is a messenger RNA of Cladophialophora psammophila CBS 110553, 174 nucleotides long. RefSeq lists its product as uncharacterized. The record is from RefSeq and is a predicted model, not a curated record. The coding region runs from base 1 to 174 and encodes 57 amino acids. The transcript has a single exon. NCBI's taxonomy places the organism in Eukaryota, Fungi, Ascomycota, Eurotiomycetes, Chaetothyriales, Herpotrichiellaceae.
AUGCCCGCGCUGCUGGUCGCAGGGCAAGACGACAAGGUCUCGUCAAUGGUCCUGGCCGAGUCGUACGCCAAGCGGCUGCCGGAUGCAAAAUUGAAAGUCCUCGAGGGUGUGGGCCAUUGGCAUGUCACUGAAGACGUCGGCACCGUGACGACAGCCCUGCGCGGGUUUUUGUGA